AUGACGACAAAAAUAAUGAAACGUAAACAGAAACCCAACGGCACAGAGUGCCCGGUGAGUGGAAAAAAGCCGAAAACAAGCGAUGAAGCGAACGUUGCAAAACAGCAGCCCGACGCAACUAAGCGCCCACCGGUUUCAAGGGUGAUAAAGAAACGAAAAAUCAACGGCAAAGUGGAGACCCAAGAUGAUGCGAAAGCGGCCAUUAAAUAUGCGGAAAAUUUCCGCACAAAACUACAAACUGGCGUGAUGGCGAUGAGCGCAAUUCGACAUUUCCUACAGGAAGCGUACACGAAUCACGAUCUGGUCGAGAAGUACAUACGCGCAGGUGGUACAUUUAAGCCGAUAAUGGAUAUAUUAUCUGCCUGCGAGAAGGACAAACUGAAUGAUAUCGCCGACGUGCUUCACCUGGUUCAGCUGGUGAUGAUUCAGAGUCUGCAUUACGACGACACACACGCUAAUUACGCGGCUAAGAACGCACGAGCCAUAAUGUCCGACUACCAGACAGUGAUCUGUGGUUUGCUACAAGCCCAGGGUGAUCAUGCGAUGAUCUGCAAGGCGUCAGCACUGCGCAUCCUGCGGGCAAUCCUACUCGUGGACUGUGCCAGCUAUUGGCGAGACAUACUGAAACUAGUGGACGUUAGCAUGUCCAAGAUGGACAUGGCGAACUGUCGCGAAUCGGCUGUAGUGCAAGAGGGCAUGAUCGGGGAUUCGCUUCGCACGGUUUUCAUAGAGUUCAAUCUGGCCUUCCUGAUCGAUACGCCUCUGGAAAUGGUGCGUAUGUGGUUGGCCCGGCCUGCUAUGAUGCACUCGCUCGUGGUAAAUCUCGUGUUCGACCACUCGGAGAACGUGAUUCUCGUGAUGAAAACGCUGCAGCAGUACGUGCUCGGUAAUGCGGAUAUCGAUAAGUACAACUACCGCACCGCGUUUACACCGGAUAUCCUUAAGGGGCUCGUCAACGUGUACGAAUGGGUGGGACCGGAAAAGCAAGCAACCAGCGAGCGGGCGAAGCUGGCCGUCCUUAACGCAACGGAGGAGUUCGUGUAUCCACUGCUCACGUCCCGACGGUGUUUUCUGGUACCGAAAUCGAUCGAUCUCGAGCGAGCCAGCCCACGCUACCGGCAGUUAUUGCAGGGACUAAAGCACACCCAGUUAAGCGAACACCAGCGUAAACUAGCAAUCGGUAUGCUUAAGAUGUGCCCCGAGGUGUUACCGGCGGCAUUGGACAUGUACGGUGCGCUGUUGAAAUUCCCGGCCCCUGAAAAUCGAGAACUUGUGAAGCAGAUGCUGUUGCUGCACAAACCAGCCGAGAUGAUUGCGGCAUUGGAACCGGGUGUGUCGGCCAAGGCGCUCUCUUCGUUUGUCGUUAAGGGCACGCUUCCGCGCACAGUACUCAACCACAUCAGGGACGCACUGGAGACGCGAAAGGAAAGCAUUCCCUACUGCUUUGAGUUUCUCGUCCUGAUGGUGACACGCUGCGAAGAGUACAUACAGGAAAUUGAACGCUGCCGAACGUUGGACCAGUUCGGGUUGAAAAAGGUUAAAGUGGAUGCGAUCAACCACAUUCUGGCGGUGUUUCCACCCGUCGAUCGUAUCAUGGCGGCGAUGACGUCCCAUCGGAUGGACCGAGAUACGUUUCGUCCGGAAGUUGCACUUGAGCAAGCGAUGGACAUUCUCCUGGUGUGCAUUCGUUGCUUCCCGGCGUACAUCGAGUCGUCCUCGUUCAUCACCACGUACCGGGACAUACUGCAACCGACGUACCGUUCGGCAACAGUCGAGCAUUUUUUCCUGUCCUACGAGUUUAAAGCCAUCAAGGUGGUGAUCGCACUGGAACCGCAGAGUGUCUCAUUCGAAUCGCCUUUGUUUCCAUCCGUACUGAAGCUCCUCACCAAGGUGUACCUCAACGGACAGGCUUCGAUGAAGCGGGACGCGACCGACCAACUUCUGGCGCUGUUCCGCAAUACCGCUCUGUUCGAUAAUCGCGGCACGGAGAUCGAGUUCUGGUUCCAGGCGAUGAACGACAUCGAUCCGGAGACUGUAUCGGACCUAGUUCAGUACCUUGCGCAGCAAGUUGCCCUGGCGGCGCAAAGCGUAAGCCAUAAAACAUCCUCCAAAGGCACCACCCACAAUCACACACUCAUCGAUGAGGCGUUCGAGGUUGAAACAACCGAACGCCAGUACGAUCUCGAGGAACUGUUUGCACGGGUCGAACAGGACGCUGACGAGGCCACCGAUGGAUCUGCUACGGUAUACGACGCACAGGUGCAGCUCCCCGUGACGGACAACUUUUUUGUGUACAUGUUCGGGAGCAAUACCAUCAGACCGAAGCACUUCCAGCGUUACUUCGAUGGAGUGGCAUUGCGCUACCUUCACUAUCUGCCCCAUCCGGAGAUCGUAGCGAGGGCCCUAAAUGCGAGCGCAGGCGAUAUUGGGAAAAAGCUAUCCGCCUCGAUCAAGAUUGUGGAAUACACACGCGAAUGGCUGGCGGGCAACGAAUGCUCUCUCGGUGAGCCCGAACAGUGGAAACAGUUCUGCAAGCUGAGCGAUUCGUUCGUAGCGAAAGAUCGAUCGUUCAUCCUCGACGAGAAGACGAUGAAAUGUUGGAAAAACACCCGCAGCGUGCUGUUGAACCUUUUCCAUCAGACACUGUUCUUUCUGAGCCGAUUGGUGGUAUCCUGCAAACUAACACCGGCGCACCUGGAGCUGGCAACGCACUACACCCAUCUCUUUCUCGAGCACCUGCUCAAGAAGAACGUUCUCACGGAACGGGAAGUUGACGAGCUGUUGGCGGGUAUUUUCCUGCAACGGCCGGUGCUUUUCCAGCACUUCACGCUUGUCGCGCAGGAGGACGACCCGAUCCGUCGGCUCGUGACGGAGUUUGUGUGCGGGUUGAUGCAGAAAUUGCAUCAUCUGCCACGUUUCGAUCGCUACACGGCGCUCUACUCGAACAAAAUCGUCACCGAGCUCAUGCGCGUUUCACUGGAUGCCACCAAGGCGCAGCUAGAUGGCGUGCUGACGGAAAAACUACUAGGGAUCUUUAAGCUAAACGAACGCAACUGUGUGACGCUGCUGCGGCAUUACGCUCAGCUUCCCGUGGGCGCCUUCGUGAACGGAAAUCACCAUACGUGCCACUUCAGUCAGCUUUGUUUCGCGCUCAAUCAGCUGGGCGCGAAGAGUCGCCAGCGAAAGGAACACAUCCUGCCGGAGGACACGGUGCGUGGGCUAGUGCGGAUCUACAUGGAGUGUGGUCGGUUGGAAGGUGGUAGCGAAGCGGUUGAACUUGAGCAGCUUGAGAGUGCCCUACACGCUUAUUUAAGCACGUUCACGCACAGCAUCGCAUACGUGGAUCCGGCUCUGAUGCGUGGUUUCCUUGACAACAGCCGGCGAAUUGGGAAACCACUGGUGAAGCUUGCGUGUUUUCUCCUCGCGCGAAGUGUACAUUUUCAAGAGCCCUUCCUGGAGGUCGUGGGAGAUCAAGCCGCCAAGAAGGAGCUAGUGUUUCCGCUGCUUAAUGUGGCCUUCCGGCAAGGGAUCCUGACGGAGGCGAUGCUUGAAGACGACCAUGGCAAGCAGUUACUCAUGCAGCUGUACAAGGAGUUUAAGGGACCGAUUCUAAAAAUGCUCGAAAAACCCAACAAAGCGGCCGUCAUCUACCGGGAAAACGCACUGGCCAGCCAGAUGCUUGUGCGCCUUUGUAUGCCACGCAACGAGUGCGUGGAUUUCGCGCGGAAAAAGCUCCGCAUUGAAGCCGUCGAGUCGUUCCAGUUGAAGGCGCUGAUGGAAAUUUAUGGCGUGGCGAUGAAGACACUAGAAGACGGUGACGUCGCUUCCCAGCAGACUGUAUACUGCAACGGGUUCGCUGUAUUGCUGCAGUGCUUCGAAGUGAUGUUCAAAUCAAUCUCGUCAGCGCAAUACCUGCUCCAACAGGGUGCACAUUUGCAUCGGCUAAACGAACUAGUGCUCGCGAUGUACCGUUGGACAAAGCAACUCCCACGAAAGCAAGGAGACUCGAUGUCCUUCACGUCCGUCACGGGUAGCGCGUCGUGGAACACCUUCUGCAAGACUUGCCUGAAGUUCGGUAUCGAUACACCGCGCACCUCGGAACACGAACGUCGCUACGACGAAAGGUUGCACGUGUUGCCAAAGUUGAUGGCCGUCCUGGUGGGCAUGUUCUACACCGACAACACUCCCGAGCAAACCGACAUCGAGCGGUACUACGAUUGGGCACUGACGCAUUCCAACUUUAUGCGGGUGUUCCUGCUGCAGCAUCAGUACAAACCGAAAACCGCGCUCGUGCAGUUGAUGUACGUACUGGCAUGCAAGAAUCCGACCGUCGCGAACAACAAACACGUGCCGUUGCUACUUGGCGCGUACGGAGCCACACUGAGCGAUGCCAACCGGUAUCUGUUGGCACUGUUGCAGCAUUACGAACGCUCCGGGGUGCAAAUGCACGAAUUUCGCCCGUUUUUGUGGGGUGAAACGGCCAUUAAACACUUCUCCCUCGAAGCGGGUGUCAAUGGAGGCGAAGAACCAGGCGGCGAAGCUGGUGGAGCUCGUCCCGCGAGUGGGCGAACUUCUUUCCGUACCAACCUCGCGGAGGUGUUUUAUCUGCUGUCGGCGGAUAAAGUCACCAACACGAUCGAGCAGUAUCCGGUGUGGCGGAAGCUGGACGCAUGCGCUCAACUGCCGGCGAUAAACUUUGACGAGCUUUCGGAACAGGAACAGGACGGAUUGAAGGUUGCCUAUCAACCCACCAGCCAGGUGGAGCGGUUCGUUGAGCAUUCGCUUCACAAAAAGCAUCGCGCUUCGCACGAGUUGCUUGAAAUGCACGAUAUCCGAGCGGAGAUGGGCUCGAGGACGUACGAUCCUGCAUUUCUGGUACCGAUGCUGAACUAUCUCUACUCGAAUGAACACGCCAACAUGCUGAACCACGGCAUCCGGAUGGGAUUACUUGCGCUACCGUUCGUGUGUCUCUCGAGCACGGACGAACAGAUGCAACUGGCCGCAGGAAGCGUGAUCGUUCGCAUCCAAUCGCAACUGGAGCUAACGAAUCGGUUCAUCGAUUCGAAAUUUUGGUUGCAUCUGUUCGCCACCGUACAGCGUGGGUUUGAAGCGAUCCACGCGUCCAAUGUGAAACGCGCAAGCAAUAAGCAGUCCCGUCCACCGAGAGUACCCUUCCUGUCCAUGAUCUUCAUCGCCGAAACGAUCAAGGUGCUACCGAACGUGCUGAGCAAACUGCACGGGCCGAUGACGCGUCACGUGCUCAGGCAGAAAGUGUACAACUUCCGGAUGGUGCCAAACUUCCUGCCACUGUUCAACAGCAACAUCGUGGAGAACAACGUGCACCGUAUGUUCAUGAUUCGAACGCUCUGUCUUGGUGUAAAGUCGCACAAGGACUUUGCGGUGUUGCGCGCUUCGCCGAUCAUCAACGUCAUGAUGGGCUUCCAUGGAUCGCCGUUGUCGAACCGGGAGCUGGAUCAGGGCAUCCUUAAACUGAUAGCGGCGAUGGUCCAGAUCCCAAAGUCUUGCCAGUUCCUGGUGGAUUCGCUCGGGUUUCUCGGCUGGCUUGGGGGUCGAAUCGAUGCGACGGAAAGCUUUCACUUCGACACGAUCGAAUCGUUGGUAGGGCUGCUCAGUAGCAGCUGGUACUCGAUGCAGUUGUUGGCUGGUUGUAAAAUUGCUCAAUCCUCGACGCAAAAGUCUCAUGCGCGCGCGUCAGUAUUCUUCCAGCGAAGCGUGCUCAUACUAACCCUCAAAUUCCUACCACUGCUGUCGACACGCAGUUCGAGUAGCACGUUGAUACGAUUGCUCAAUCUGCUCGAUAAAACGACCUCUCCACGGCACGGAUAUCAGCAUUUAAUGUCGAUCGUGAGUACGGAAGUGCUGCAGCAGCUGAUGGACUACUUCGAGAAUCUGUUCAGCGAGCACAUGUGGUGCGUGAGAUACGUGCGACAAUGUGGAGCGAGCGGUUCUGACGAUGAUGCGACGGUGGGUAAGACGUUGCAGGAUUCGGGACUCGACCAAACGAGCAUCCUUAUCGUGCUCGCGUUGAGACGGUUCGUCAUCCGGUGGUGCGUUCUGCAAAAAGAAAGCCCCAAUGCGGCUGUGGAAGAUGAAGAGCAACAUGUGGAACAGGAGAAGGAUCAAUUGGAUGGUGACUCGAGUUCGGGUGACGAGGAGGACGAAGAUGUCGCGGAUGAGAUCGAUGACGAUGAGGCGACAUAA
Messenger RNA from Anopheles nili, 6222 nucleotides. RefSeq lists its product as uncharacterized. The coding region runs from base 1 to 6222 and encodes 2073 amino acids. The transcript is spliced from 2 exons. Gene Ontology annotation, cellular component: nucleolus. Gene Ontology annotation, biological process: maturation of LSU-rRNA from tricistronic rRNA transcript (SSU-rRNA, 5.8S rRNA, LSU-rRNA); maturation of 5.8S rRNA from tricistronic rRNA transcript (SSU-rRNA, 5.8S rRNA, LSU-rRNA). NCBI's taxonomy places the organism in Eukaryota, Metazoa, Arthropoda, Insecta, Diptera, Culicidae. The record is from RefSeq and is a predicted model, not a curated record.